AUGGCCGCUUCAGUCGAGUUGGUGCAGCCUGUGGACGUGGCCUUAUUGCCCAAGGAGGCCACCCCGGUUUUGGAAUUGAACCCUUUUGACGAAGAGAGGUUCAUCGUCAAGUCGCCAUACACGGAUAAGGAGCAUCUGCUUGAUCUGGAUACCCUUUCCCACGAAGGCGCCAUAUUGGCGAGGGCUUUGCAAUCCUUCAAGUCGAUUCGCGAUGACUAUGCCACUGCGCCCUAUGUCGAAUCAUUCAACUGGCCUGAAGUCCUCGAUGAGGUGAAACGCUUGGUUCAACAAUCCGGAAGGCCGUUCAGGGAGAUUUCUUUCUACAUUGUCGCAUUCCGGUCGCAGAUCAAGCCGAGCACUCAUUACGGCGACCUUGGCGUGUUGGAUAAGGCUUCCCAUGCUGAAGCCGUUGCCAGCGGAGGCUUCUUGAAAUAUUGGUUUGGUUCGCCAGACUCCGAGCUCAGAAAUCUGGCAACCUGCGUUUGGAGAUCGAGAGAAGACGCAAUGCUCGGUGGCAGAGGACCAGCGCACCGCAAGGCAGUCGGCGCCACGCGAAACUUGUAUGCUUUCUGGAAGAUUGACCAGCACCGACUCACCAUCCGCGACAAUGCGGACGACUGGGUGAUUGAGGACUGGGAUUUCGACUUGAGAGAGUGUUGGAGGACGCAAAAGGUUGGCGGUUUGGCGGCGUAUUUGGCCCCCUCAAAUUCUGCCGCCGCCCACCGCCCCGAACCCACAACGCCCACAAAUCUGGUAGGCGAAAAGUUCGAUAUUCCCAACACCAAGAGCGAGCGCUCCUUGAAGCUCAUCAUCCAGCGACUCUCGGCGUCAACCUCGGCUCGACACCCGCCAUUUCUCUCCGCCACGCCUCACCGAAUCUCCCAAAAUGAGCGAAGCUCCGAAAGACGCGCCUUUCCAGGCGGUGCAGGUCGAUGCUCUGGUGAGUUGCAGCUCGCAUUGCCCCACCUUGCCUCGAUGAAGAAGAUGCAACGAACGACUGACAACCCGGCAAAGGUCAUUCUGAAAAUCGCCAGACACUGCUCAUCGACCUUCCCGACCGUGGCCACCGGCUCCCUCGUGGGCAUGGACCAGAACGGCACCCUGGAAAUCACAAACACUUUUGCCUUCCCCACCGUCGACAACUCCUCCGCCGAUACCCAUCAGAGCGAUGCCACAAACGCUGCCGCCGCGGCACCCCGCGCAAAGGCCAACAUUACAUACCAGGGCGAGAUGAUCCGACACCUGAAGGAGGUCAAUGUGGAUGCCAACAACGUCGGAUGGUACACAAGCGCCACCAUGGGCAACUUUGUCAACCUUGCCUUUAUCGAGAACCAGUUCCACUACCAGAAGGACAACGAGAAGACCAUUGCGCUGGUCUAUGACACCAGCCGCAGCUCACAGGGAACCUUGGCUCUGAAGGCCUACCGCCUGACCAACCUCUUCAUGACUGUUUACAAGGAGGGCAAGUUUACGACUGAGAGCCUGCAAAAGUCCAAGCUCUCGUUCCGCGACAUUCUCCAGGAGUAUCCUCUCAACGUCUACAACUCACACCUCCUCACCUCCUUCCUUCACCAGCUGCCCUCGCCCGCGAUCGCCUCCGAGGCCAAGGAGCCAACCCUCAGCGAGCUCAACAACGACCGCAUCAAGGCUCCUCUAUACCCUUCCAUCGAAAACCUGGACCUGUCUGUCGACCCCUUCCUUGAGAAGACGUGCGACCUGCUGCUCGAGAGCAUCGAGUCCCACUACGUGGAACUCAACAACUUCCAGUUCUACCAACGCCAGCUGGCGCGUGAGCAGACCAAGAUUACACAAUGGCAGGCCAAGCGAAAGGCGGAGAAUGCGCAGCGCACUCUUGCCAAGCAGGCCCCGCUACCGGAAGACGAGUGGCAGCGGCUGUUCAAGCUGCCUCAGGAGCCCAGCCGGCUGGAGGGCAUGCUCAACGCCAAGCAGGUUGAGCAGUACAGCAAGCAGGUGGACGGAUUCACGGCCAACAUCAGCGCAAAGAUGUUUGCCGUUCGGGAAAACCUGCUGCCCCAGUAA
Messenger RNA from Trichoderma aggressivum f. europaeum, 2040 nucleotides. RefSeq lists its product as uncharacterized. The coding region runs from base 1 to 2040 and encodes 679 amino acids. The record is from RefSeq and is a predicted model, not a curated record. Gene Ontology annotation, molecular function: protein binding; translation initiation factor activity; metallopeptidase activity. The transcript has 5 exons. Gene Ontology annotation, cellular component: eukaryotic translation initiation factor 3 complex; cytoplasm. Lineage: Eukaryota; Fungi; Ascomycota; Sordariomycetes; Hypocreales; Hypocreaceae.